Messenger RNA from Petromyzon marinus (sea lamprey), 857 nucleotides. RefSeq names its product histidine triad nucleotide binding protein 1 (gene HINT1). NCBI's taxonomy places the organism in Eukaryota, Metazoa, Chordata, Hyperoartia, Petromyzontiformes, Petromyzontidae. Gene Ontology annotation, molecular function: catalytic activity. The record is from RefSeq and is a predicted model, not a curated record.
CAAUCGGCUUGCCUGCGUGGAUCGGAAUCGUCCGUAGUCGUCGUUAACGAAUUCGGAUCGCCGCGUCUCGGUUUGACAGUGCAGCAGUGGAGAGAGCAAAGGAGGAGCCGGGGGUGUGAAGGCGAAAUGUCUGACGAGGUGGCCAAAGCGCUGGCGGCUCGGCCCGGGGGUGACACCAUCUUCGGCAAGAUCAUCCGCAAAGAGAUUCCAGCCAACAUCAUCCACGAAGACGAGCAGUGUAUCGUAUUCCACGACGUGGCCCCCCAGGCCCCCACGCAUCUCCUCGUCGUGCCCAAGAAGGCGAUCCCUGGACUUCCCAACGCCACUGCCGAGGACCAAGCGUUGCUCGGACACCUGAUGCUGGUGGCGGCGAAGGUGGCCGCGCAGGUCGGCCUAAGCAGCGGCUACCGGCUGGUGCUAAACGACGGGCCUGAAGGUGGCCAGUCCGUCUACCACCUGCACCUGCACGUGCUGGGCGGGCGCCAGCUGGGGUGGCCCCCGGGCUAAACCCCGCGCCACCGCUGCCCUCCUCCUGCGACGGAACGCAUGCACCUGAGACGCAGUGGCCAGUUUCCCCUUGGGAUGCAGCAUACUGUGAGCCACAACCACCUGUGUGGGUGGACCAGCGAUGAGCAAGUCCGCAUCGGGUUUUAAAAUGCCCCCCCCCCCACCACUCCCUCCCCCCCCGGCUAUGAAUGACAGACCCUGUCAGUGGCUCUGCAUGUAAAGCUCACGACAAGACACGAGGAGGAGUUGGCAAAACCCAUGCCGGGUUGCUCGGCAGCCUGCAGACAUGCAUUGUGGUCGGGGUGUUGCUUUUCCUGCCAUUGACGUCAAUAAAAUCUGAAACUGUGGGC